Strongylus vulgaris is the source of this 282-nucleotide messenger RNA. NCBI's taxonomy places the organism in Eukaryota, Metazoa, Nematoda, Chromadorea, Rhabditida, Strongylidae. The record is from the annotation of a GenBank genome assembly.
AUGCCACAAUCCAUCGAUGCACUUGUAUGGAUCAAUCUUGCCAAAACUAUUUUCCAAAUGGUGAUUGCCCUCGAGCCAGGAAUGCCACUCCAGCUUCCAUUACUCAUCAUCGAAAAUCUCAUGCUCUUGCCUCUACCACUGCUGUACGCACUACUUCAAAACUCAUUGUCAUCUCAUCUACAGUGCCAGCUACUUACGAAUAUGCGCGCGAACCGCGAACGACAAUCGCAGCAGUUGUUUCAAAUGCUGCACAUUGGCGCUCAAGGUUUGGUAGUGUUUUGA